AGCAGCCGCCGGCGGAAUUUGCGACCGAUGACCGAAGCAUUCAGUAAAAUGCCCGAAAUUGAUCCGGAUCAGGAUCUGGACUUGGGCCGGACCCGGUGGCAGCCCUAGAAGUCGUUUCAAUUUUCAGGGACUUGGCAGAACCCUUCUUCAACCUCUCAAACACCACUCUCAUGGCUGUGGAGAAGCUUGUACAUGUCUUCCUAACCACGCUUUCCCUCCAGUUUUCUUAGAUUUUCUCCGUUUUCCACUCCAAACCCCAGUGUUCAUCGUCUAAUGGUUUCUCUGUCCUCCUACCCAUUUGCAUUUUUUAGCUAAAUCCCCUCCAAAGUUCUUCUUCCUAUCUUUCUGAGCGCAUUGAAGUAUGGGCGAUCGUGGGCAGUCUGAGAAUCUCGUUCUCGUGGCCAGAAAACCAUGUUUUGGACUCCCAACGGGAUGCCCGUCUUGCUUGCCUGUCUAUAUUUACCUCAAAUUCUCCGGCAUGCCAUUCGAAGUUUGUUUCGAUACUUCAAAACCGGAUUCAGAAGACAUACCAUCAGUGGAAUAUGGUGAUUAUGUAGCAUUCAACAGUGAAAAGGGUGGAACUAUUGAAGGAUUGAAAGAAGAUGGAAUCCUUGAUAUGGAUUCAAAACUUCUUAGUCACUCAAUUCCUGAGUGGUUAGCAAUGAAGGCAAUGAUUGAUUCAUGGCUUGCAGAUGCUUUAGCUUAUGAACUCUGGAUCGGUUCUGGUGGUAGUGCAGUUCGUCAAAUCUAUUACUCUGAUCUCCCUUGGAUAAUUGGGAAGGCUCUUCACUGGAAGCAAACUCAAGCUGCGAAGCAAAGGCUUGGGAUCACAAUGUCUAAUACUGCUGAAAGAGAGGCUGAGAUUUUCAGGAAGGCUACAAAAGCAUAUGAGGCACUCUCUGCAAAACUAGGGGAGAACAAUUUUUUCUUUGAGGAUAGGCCAACAAGUUUGGAUGCUGCUAUGCUUGGGCAUACGCUGUUCGUUCUUCAUGCUCUAUCUGAUUCAUCUACAUUGAGGUCUCAGCUCACAAGACAUGAAAAUCUUGUCAGAUAUUCAGAGAACCUCAAGGUAGAGUUCUUGGAAGAUAGUUCAACAUCUGUUCCCAGAUCUCCUUUUGAACCAUCAACAUCAUCAAUGCCAAGCAGAAAAUCUGCACCAUACGGAACUAGUAAACCCAAGAGCAAGCCUAAGAAGGAAAAGACAGAAGAAGAGAAGGCAUUCCGCAGAAGAGCAAAGUAUUUCUUGUUAACGCAGCUUGUCGCUGUUCUUGUUUUUUUGACACUUAUGGGUGGCUCGGAGGAAGCAGAUAUAGAGGUUGAUGAUGAUGAAGGCAUUGAUUACGAGGACUAGGCUGGUGUGGUUGCCUUCUCCCCUCCCCUCCAAGCGUCAAAUUUAUUAUUGAGUCUGGUUCUCUGUCAAUUCAUCAAAGAUAUUUAAAUUAUUGUAAGGUAGCUACUGUUCAGGAUUUUUGGUUGAAUUACAGAUUCAUUUGUCGUGAUCUUC
Nymphaea colorata (pocket water lily) is the source of this 1504-nucleotide messenger RNA. RefSeq names its product mitochondrial outer membrane import complex protein METAXIN. The record is from RefSeq and is a predicted model, not a curated record. The coding region runs from base 362 to 1351 and encodes 329 amino acids. The transcript is spliced from 6 exons. Lineage: Eukaryota; Viridiplantae; Streptophyta; Magnoliopsida; Nymphaeales; Nymphaeaceae.